Molecule: messenger RNA, 969 nt
Organism: Gasterosteus aculeatus aculeatus (three-spined stickleback)
Lineage: Eukaryota; Metazoa; Chordata; Actinopteri; Perciformes; Gasterosteidae
Gene: cox19
Product: cytochrome c oxidase assembly factor COX19
Biological process (GO): mitochondrial respiratory chain complex IV assembly
Cellular component (GO): mitochondrial intermembrane space
Source: RefSeq, a predicted model, not a curated record
UUACGUCAUAUUUACGCGACAGCAGGGUCACGUAACUGUGUUGCCGCGGACCUUGUAGCUGGGAUACAUUCAGGAAGACUCUAGGCCCUUCUAAAAUCGUAUAAAAAGAAACAUACACAACAAAACAUGUCCACCGCCAUGAAUUUUGGGUCGAAAAGUUUUAAACCUCGGGCUCCCGAUAAAGGCGCGUUCCCUCUGGAUCAUUUUGGCGAGUGUAAGGCCUUUAAGGAGACGUUCAUGAAAUGCUUGAGGGACAACAACUUUGACAACUCCCAGUGCCGCCUGCAGUCCAAAGACUACCUGGAAUGCCGCAUGGAGAAUCAGCUGAUGGCCCAGGAGCCUCUGACCAAACUGGGGUUCAAAGACCUGAUGGAGCCUCCUCCCAGCCAAGCAGACGGAGACGCUGAACCCUGACCUGCUGCUCCACCACCCACCGGGGUCGAAAGCAGAGAGGAAGCCCACCAUGCAAUGGCCGUUGUUGACGAGAUGGCCACCAAAGUGGUGUAAAAGCAGAUUAAGGCCAAAGACUUCUGUGAGUGGAGCUGAGACGAUGGGGGACUGAAGAUGUGGGCUUUUAAGAGCACAAAGUGCCCAAAGGACGCAUUGGCUUUGCUCUUUGUGUGUUACAGACAACCGAUUAAUUGUAUCGGUCCUUUUGCGUGUGUUUGUAUAUAAGAUAUAUAUAUGGAGAUGCUGUUUUGGAAUGUCAUUAAAUAUUUUGUAUUUGAGAUAAAGUAGGUGUGUAGAUGGACUCUUAUCAUUUGAUACGAUCAAAAUAGUGGCACCGGCUGGCAGAUUUGUUUCAUGAUGAUUCCCUGCUAACAAGCAGGGAUACAAGUGGGUUAUUUUAUGACUCUGCUAUAGAUAUACGUGGAAUUCCAAAUCCAAUAACAAUGCCAUGUUUUCAUCAUUUUUAGAAUUUGGGAUUUUGAUCUUGAAAGUAUCCAAUAAAGUGUAAUGCAGAGUGAG